Molecule: messenger RNA, 1001 nt
Organism: Trachymyrmex cornetzi
Lineage: Eukaryota; Metazoa; Arthropoda; Insecta; Hymenoptera; Formicidae
Exons: 3
Coding region: 131-607 (158 amino acids)
Source: RefSeq, a predicted model, not a curated record
CAGGUAUUCAACAAGCACCGAGUUUCCGCCAGCUGAUCACCAGUCGCCUGUUUCGAAUCGCGCGGGAUCGAACGCGCGAGAGCUCGUUGAUCUCUAUCUCUUUCUUUCUUUUUUUUUUCCAUUUCGCGCGAUGUCCCACGGCCGAUGCGUGCUUGCAUUCCUCUUCGGUUUGUUGGCGUUGCUUCCGCCACGCGAAACUCACUGUGCCACCAACGUCACCGACAUCGCGGAGCAGGUCCAGGCGGAGAACGCACUGGCGAAACUGGUGAAGAUGUUCUCCAAACCGGGCGCGUUCAAGCGGAUCGACGCGAUACUUGGUGAGAAUACUAUCGAGGCAUCGUUCACAAGCUGUCCCAUGGGCGAAGAGGGCCUGGAGUGUCGAAGGGCGGAGGCUCGACGAUCGGUUGACUGUCCUCGAGGUGACUGUUUCUGUUACGAUUGCGCCGCUGCCGGACCCGACUUGUGGGCCUCCUGUUGCCGUGAAAGCUUGAGGUGCUGCUCUCAUCUCGCAGCGGCUUGCAGGACAUGCGAUCAUCCGACAUUGUAUCCCUUCUGCGUCAAACACUUCAAGAAAUGCGUGAUCCAGUAUGACGAGAAACAGGAUUAGAGAGAUCUCUUCGGUGUUUCAACUGUGAUAGUUGACUUACAAUGAGGAUUACUGUGUGACAGAAAUAUUUGACUUGACCUCUUUGUUAUCAAAUUGUUUGCAUAAACGCUCUGACUGAAUGAUCAGAGAUAUUUACUUGAUCGUAUUACAAGUUGCAUAACCGAAAUUUUACGCUGUGCCUCUAAAUAUGGUAUAACAUUUAUCCUCGAAGCCGAUAAACUGAUCCAUCGACCUGAUUGCUUCUGGGCCCAACUUUGUUCGAACAAGGAUUUUUAGUUCCGCAACUGAUUGUAGGUACCUGAAUCCUGGUAUCGUUUAAAUGACGAAUCUACAAUCAGAUAUUUAUAUUAUUUGUGGAAUGAUAUUACAUAAUAUACAAUUAUAUUAUUUAAAU